Molecule: messenger RNA, 915 nt
Organism: Vitis vinifera (wine grape)
Lineage: Eukaryota; Viridiplantae; Streptophyta; Magnoliopsida; Vitales; Vitaceae
Product: E3 ubiquitin-protein ligase At1g63170-like
Exons: 4
Coding region: 1-915 (304 amino acids)
Molecular function (GO): zinc ion binding
Source: RefSeq, a predicted model, not a curated record
AUGGCAACCCAGAAUUAUGGUGAGCAGAGAAUUGAUAUUGAAGACAUACCACCAAUUCCUACUAAUCAAACUUCUUCGAGCUCAUCAAGUGGUGACCCAUCUGAUCCUGGUUUAACAUUUAUUCAUAUUCUGUUCGUUCUAAGCGUGAUCCAGGUUGUAGCAUCCCUCGUGGGUUUGUGGGUGUCCAUAGUUUAUGAGCAUCCAGACUACGAACUGAUUUCAUGGGUUGUGGGCUAUGCUUCUGGCUGUGCUGUAAUUGUAAUAUUUCCUCUUCUUUACUUCCGAUGUCACAUCACAAGCACCUUGAAUCUGCGUCAACGUAAAGUGAUGACAGGCUUCUGGAUAACCAUGAGCUUCUUCUUUCUAGUGUGGUACGGUUUGGGUAUUGCAUUCUUUGCUGGGGGUUCUUCUUCUAACCAUGGUGCACCCAGAUUGGAAACGUUACUCGUUGUGUUGCUUUUUGUUGGCUGUCUACUGAGUGCAUUGCCAGCCAUUGCAUUAAUUGUAGCAUUCUGUGUGUGUUUGCCUUGUUUGAUUUGGGUAAUACUGGAAUCUGCGAAGGAAAAAUCUAGAGGAGCCAGUACCCCAGAUUCCCUUGGUGCACUGCCUACCUGCAAGUUUAAAUCAAAGGAAAGUGGAGGAAGAUCAGGUGACGAGGGUGGAAUAGUCUUGGCCGCAGGAACAGAAAAGGAGCGCACCUUAUCUGGAGAAGAAGUGGUUUGUUGCAUUUGCUUGAGAAAAUUUGCAGACAAUGAUGAGGUGCGGGAGGUACCAUGCUGCAGCCAUUUCUUCCAUGUGGGGUGUCUGGAUAAAUGGCUGAAGAUCAAAGCACGCUGUCCUCUCUGUCAAUCUCAGCUUGGCGUGGCUGCUGAGGGUGUAACAGAUGCCACCCACUCCAGUGACAAUCCAAGUUAG